AUGCAGAUCAAGUAUCAGUUCACUUCGGUAGAGCACCUACAAGCAAAUGGACAAACCGAGGCAGCAAAUAAAGUUAUACUGGCAGGUUUAAUGAAAAUGUUAGAAGAGGCAAAGGGAGCAUGGACUGAGAAACUCCCUCAAGUAUUAUGGGCAUAUCGGAUUACACCUCAGUCUACGACAGGAGAAACACCUUUCCGACUUGCUUAUGGCAUAGAAGUCAUGAUACCAGUUGAAAUCAAUGAGCAAAGUCCAAUGGUGAACUUCUACGGCGAGGUCGAUAACGUACAGGGGCACAAAGAAGAACUCGAGUUACUUCCCGAAGUCCGAGAACAAGCCCAAAUAAGAGAAGCAGCGCUGAAGCAAAGGAUGACAAACAGAUACAAUAAGAAAGUCAUUCGAAAAAGCUUCACAGCAGACGACUUGGUUUUGAUCAGAAAUGAUAUUGGCAUCAACUAG
Arachis stenosperma is the source of this 456-nucleotide messenger RNA. RefSeq lists its product as uncharacterized. Gene Ontology annotation, molecular function: nucleic acid binding. Bases 1 to 456 code for a protein of 151 amino acids. The record is from RefSeq and is a predicted model, not a curated record. The transcript has a single exon. NCBI's taxonomy places the organism in Eukaryota, Viridiplantae, Streptophyta, Magnoliopsida, Fabales, Fabaceae.